AUGAACGGCGCUCAGUUCACUGACAGAGCUAACAAGGCUCUGCUGGAUUCUAGCAGUUUGGCCGAACAAUACGCCCAUUCUCAGAUUCUCCCAGUUCACCUCGCAGUAGUCCUCUUAAAUCCUUCUCCAGAUGAGUCGAAAGACCAGCAAGCUCCCGCCCACCCCUCACACGAAUCCGGCUCGGCCCCGCUCUUCCGCCAAGUUAUUGAACGCGCCCACGGCGACCCUCAACUCCUCGAACGCUCUCUCAUGAAGUUGUUGGUCCGUUUUCCAAGUCAAGACCCUCCUCCAGAAAGCGUCAGUGUUUCUCCCGCAUUAGCCAAGGUGAUCAGGUCAGCGACCGAAUUGUCCAAGACUCAGAAGGACAGCUUCGUCGCCAUCGAUCAUUUGAUCGUAUCUGUCUCCCAGGAUUCUCAGGUCCAGCGAGCCUUGGCUGAUGCCAACAUUCCCAAUGUCAAACUACUAGACUCAGCCGUUCAGCAAAUCCGAGGUACAAGGAGGGUAGAUUCCAAGACCGCAGACUCGGAGAGUGAAAAUGAGAACCUCAAGAAAUUUACCAUUGACAUGACGUCCCUUGCGAGAGAGGGAAAAAUUGAUCCCGUCAUCGGUCGUGAAGAAGAAAUUCGCCGAGUGAUCCGGAUCCUCAGUCGCCGAACCAAGAACAACCCAGUGCUCAUCGGUGAGCCUGGUGUUGGAAAGACCACCAUUGUGGAAGGGUUGGCUCGUCGAAUUGUGAACGCUGAUAUCCCGGCCAACUUGGCUCAAUGCAAGCUCCUUUCCCUCGACGUCGGCUCAUUAGUUGCAGGAAGCAAGUACCGCGGUGAGUUCGAGGAAAGAAUGAAGGGCGUCCUCAAAGAGAUCGAAGAGUCUAAGGAAACGAUCGUUUUGUUUGUCGAUGAGAUCCACCUUCUCAUGGGCGCAGGCUCCAGCGGAGAGGGUGGUAUGGAUGCCGCCAAUCUUCUAAAGCCGAUGUUGGCUCGAGGUCAAUUGCACUGCAUCGGUGCCACGACUCUAAGCGAAUAUCGGAAGUAUAUUGAGAAGGACCAGGCAUUUGAACGUCGAUUCCAACAAGUUUUAGUCAAGGAGCCUUCCGUUCCCGAGACCAUCUCUAUCCUUCGUGGCUUGAAGGAGAAGUACGAAGUACAUCACGGCGUCAACAUUCUCGAUGGUGCCAUUGUUUCUGCAGCCACACUUGCUUCCCGAUAUCUAACUGCUCGACGACUCCCUGACUCCGCAGUCGAUCUCAUUGAUGAAGCUGCAGCUGCCGUUAGAGUGACGCGUGAGUCUGAGCCGGAGGCCCUGGAUAACUUGGAGAGAAAGCUUCGACAGCUGCAGAUUGAAAUCCAUGCCCUCGAGCGGGAGAAGGACGACGCAUCCAGAGCUCGCUUGGAGGUGGCUAAGCAAGAAGCUGCUAAUGUCAACGAGGAACUACGUCCUCUGCGUGAGAAAUACGAAAGCGAGAAGCAGCGUAGCAAGGCUAUUCAGGAUGCUAAGAUCAAGCUCGACUCUCUCAAGGUCAAGAGAGACGAAGCAGAGCGGUCCGGAGACACAGUGACUGCUGCUGACUUGGAGUACUACGCUAUCCCGGAGACUAAAACUCUCAUCGAAAAACUCGAGGAGGAACGGGCUAAGGCAGAUGCAGAGCGGCGAUCUCGCUCAGGAGACGCUGGGGAGACAUUACUCGCUGACGCUGUCGGCCCCGAUCAGAUUAACGAGAUUGUUGCCCGAUGGACCGGUAUUCCAGUCACCAGGCUCAAGACCACUGAGAAGGAUAAGUUGUUGAACAUGGAGAAGCACCUCGGCAAGCUAGUUGUUGGUCAGAAGGAGGCAGUGACGUCCGUAUCGAAUGCAAUUCGACUCCAGCGAUCGGGCCUCAGCAACCCCAACUCGCCGCCAAGCUUCCUCUUCUGUGGCCCCUCCGGAACUGGUAAGACUUUGCUUACCAAGGCCCUUGCAGAGUUCCUCUUCGAUGACCCCAAGGCCAUGAUCCGGUUCGACAUGUCCGAAUACCAGGAACGCCACUCGCUGAGCCGUAUGAUCGGUGCGCCCCCCGGAUAUGUUGGACACGAUGCCGGUGGCCAGCUGACCGAGAGCCUCCGACGACGCCCGUUCUCUAUUCUUCUCUUCGACGAAGUUGAAAAAGCAGCCAAGGAGGUCCUCACCGUUCUCCUCCAACUGAUGGAUGAUGGACGUGUUACAGACGGUCAAGGCAGAAUCAUCGAUGCAAAGAACUGCAUCGUCGUCAUGACUUCCAACCUGGGUGCCGAAUACCUCUCCCGCCCUACCACCAAGGACGGUCGCAUCGAUCCUCAAACCCGUGAACUAGUCAUGGGUGCCCUCCGCGACUACUUCCUGCCUGAAUUUCUCAACCGAAUUUCCAGCAUCGUCAUUUUCAACCGUCUUACCAGGAAAGAAAUCCGUAAGAUCGUCGAUCUUCGUCUGUACGAAGUCCAGAAACGUCUAGAGCAGAACGACAGGAACGUCACCAUCAAAUGCUCGGAAGAAGUCAAGGACUACCUCGGUGAUGCGGGUUACUCACCCGCGUAUGGUGCUCGACCUUUGGCCCGUAUCAUCGAGCGUGAAGUCCUCAACCGUCUUGCUGUUCUUAUCCUUCGCGGAAGCAUUCUCGACGGCGAAGAGGCUCGCGUGGUCAUGCGCGAUGGUCGCAUCGACGUUUUGCCGAAUCACGAGAUCCCACUUGAUGAAGAUCAAGACAUGAUCGAUAGUGAAGAAGAAGCCCUAGCCGAGAUUGAGGACGGCAGUGGUGACAUGGAUCUCUACGAUUAA
Molecule: messenger RNA, 2787 nt
Organism: Aspergillus alliaceus
Lineage: Eukaryota; Fungi; Ascomycota; Eurotiomycetes; Eurotiales; Aspergillaceae
Product: ATP-dependent Clp protease ATP-binding subunit
Exons: 1
Coding region: 1-2787 (928 amino acids)
Biological process (GO): cellular response to heat
Cellular component (GO): cytoplasm; cytosol
Molecular function (GO): ATP binding; ATP hydrolysis activity
Source: RefSeq, a predicted model, not a curated record